AUGACAAUCUAUUUUUUCUCGUUAAUAUUAUUAAGUUUCAGUUUAUGUGUGACAGCAGCUCCACAAAGGUCAAAUUAUAAAUUCUUAGGAUGCUUUUUGGAAGAAAAUCUAUUAACUCUUGGAGAAGAAAGCCGUGUCUUAACACCAAUAUCGCCUAAAUCUUGUUCAGAGUUCUGCUUCGAGAAAAAAUAUUUAUUUUUUAUUCUUAAAAAUGAGAACUGUUAUUGUAGCAAAAAUUAUAUUUCGAGACUAAUGAAACAGUUUGAUAAUGAAUGUACGAUUAAAUGCACGGGCGAUGAAUCGGCUUCGUGUGGUGGAAAACCAAAUUUAGUGUCUUCAUAUACAACAGAUAGUUCAAUAUCAAACAACUAUAUUGAACGCGGUAGUUUUCCAAUACCAAUUUAUUUAGGGUGCUACUCUGAAACCCCAAAUGAUGAUGAAAAUCGUUUAUUAAAAGGGCCAGCGGGACCUUAUAAUAAUAAUACACCUCAAAGAUGCUUAGAAAUAUGUUUCAGGAUGGGAUAUUUAUAUUUUGGAAAUACAUAUGGAUCAGAAUGUUGGUGUGGAAAUCAAAAGCCAUCGAAAUCAUUGAAAGUAGAAGACAUUAAUUGUGAUUCUCCUUGUAGUGGCAAUACUAAUCAGUUCUGUGGCGGUGGAUGGAAAAUGGGAAUUUAUUCAACUGGAAUUACUGACUAUGUAUCAAAAAAUUAUGUUGGAUGUUAUGAUGCUAAUGAUGACGAUGAAAACAAAAGCAAAGAAAAGCAUUUAGUAUUUCAGAUGGGAACAAAUAAUAGCCCUAAACGGUGCAUGAAUCUUUGUAAUACUCAACGAUUUAAAUAUGCUGCGGUUAAAGGUAACGUCUGUGAGUGUAUGAAUUACGAACCAAAUUUUAGUUUAAAAAGAAGUUAUAGUGAUUGUUAUACACUAUGCACAGAAAAUCCAGCAGAAUAUUGUGGUGGUAGAAAUACAUUUAGUAUUUACAAAACAAUAUAUUUAGAUCCUCAAGGGAAAGUGUCUGUGAAUAAUAUUGGAUGCUUUAAAAAUUUUAAAAGACAUCCAAUAUUAUAUGGUUGGGGAAUAAUAUCUUCUAACCUAACUCCUAAAAAAUGUGUGUACAGUUGUUAUGCAAGAAGGUUUCCUUAUGCGGCACUUGUAUCUUCGAAAGAAUGUUUAUGCAGCUUUACCAAACCUUCGAUUGAAGGUAUGAUUGAGGAUAGUAUGUGUACGACUCUUUGUUCUGGUUCAUCUAAAGAUACAUGCGGUGGUCUUAAUGCGAUAAAUGUAUACAAUACUGGAUUAGAAUGGCGGACGAGUACAAUUGGAAAUUAUUAUUUGGGUUGUUUCGAGGAAAGUCAAAAUAACAGAAUAUUGAAUGGUUACUCACGGUCUUUUUCUGUGAAUACGCCAGAAUUUUGUUCAAACCUUUGUUACAAAUUUGGGUAUAUUUACUCAGGUGUAACAUAUAAAUCUGAAUGUUUUUGUGGAAGCCAGUCUCCAAACGAACCUAAGUUUGCUAAAUUGGAAGAUAAACAAUGCAAUACAAAGUGUUCGGGUGAUGCUAAUCAAUUUUGUGGUGGUGGCUGGAGAAUGGGAGUAUUUGCUACUGGAUUAUAUGAUUAUCCAAUCGAUGAUCGAUAUAUUGGUUGUUUUGUACAAGAAGAAAAUUCAUUAAGUAAUGCAAAAUUUGAACUCAUCAACACUAAUGUGCCUAGUAAAUGUUCUGCAAUUUGUCAUAAUGCUAAAUAUCAAUAUGCCGGAGUAAUGGGUAUCAAUUGUUUGUGUAGUAACCAUGUACCAGAAAAUAAUCAGAAAGUGGAUGAUGCUAAUUGUGAUACUACUUGUGUUGGUGAUUCAAGUAAAACGUGUGGUGGUGAAGAUAGAAUACAAAUAUACGAUCUAUUGAGACAGAUAAAUGAAACUGAGUCUAUUCAAAUACCUGAUCAAAUUAAUUAUGUUGACACUUUCGAAUACCUAAACUUAAAAUCCGCUUGGAGUCAUGAUGUUUUCGUUGCACAAGAACCAGAUUAUGAAUUCGUUGUUUACAAUAGUUCUGAAAAAAACUCAUUCGUGAAAAAUAGAGAGCUAGUAAUAAUGCCUACAAUUCAAACCGAUAGUUUUAUCAGAACUGGUCAAUUAUCAUUGAACGGUUGUACAAAACAUGAAGGAUCUGUUGGUUGUGAGAUGGUUGCUUCAUCCUAUAAUAUAAUACCUCCUGUAGUUUCAGCGAGACUUACCACAAAAAAUAAUUGGUUCUUUCUUUAUGGACAAGUGGAAGUUAUAGCUAAAUUACCAAUAGGAGAUUGGAUAGUUUCAGAAAUAGCUUUAGUUAGUAAAUCAAAUGAAAAAAACAGAUUGGUAUUAGCCAAAUCAUUUGGAAAUACCAAUUUGAAAUGUAACGGAGACGAUGAAAGUGCAACUGUCUUAAAAUAUGGACUGGAAAUCGAUGAACUAUAUCAUGUAAAAUCAAAAAUGAUGAAAUUAACAUCACAAGACACUUGGCACAGUGGCUAUCAUUCAUUCAAACUGUCUUGGUCUCCUGAAAAUAUCAUAUUUAAAAUAGAUGAAGAGAGUAACCAAUUGGAUACGAUGAAUUUACCAUUGGAUUUUAUAUUUGAUUCCGAGUAUUUUAUGUCUAUUGGGGUGUCAGUUGGUGGCAUGAAUAAUUUCCGUGAUGGGUGUUUAAGUAAUGGGCAUUUAAAACCAUGGAGAAACUUUGAAACUAAGGCUAUGUUAAAUUUCUGGAAGGACAAGAAUUACUGGUCAUCAACAUGGAAUGAAAACAAAUCAGCAUUACGAGUUAAAAAAGUAAAGUUUACGUCGUCAGAUAGUUAG
Macrosiphum euphorbiae (potato aphid) is the source of this 2832-nucleotide messenger RNA. The record is from the annotation of a GenBank genome assembly. NCBI's taxonomy places the organism in Eukaryota, Metazoa, Arthropoda, Insecta, Hemiptera, Aphididae.